CGUUGUUUUGUCCGGUUUGAGUUGUGCACAUUGCGACAGGCCCGUCCUGUAAGUCGGCGUCCGGUCUAACCGUUUUUCAUAUUUUCGGGUCGGUUUUCGUUUCAAAAAGUCGCGGAGUUUUUUUUCUGUUUCUGAGUGAUUUCUGGAUUUUGAUUGGCACUCUCAAAUUUUAUGUUUUCAAUCUUGUCUAUUCUACGAUUGAACUCCCUCAAACAAAAGUGAUCUUAGUAUCUAUAUCCAUGGCCUGAAUCUACUGAGUUGUAGAUUUCUUACCUUUCAUGAAAUACUCUUUGUUGAACUAUCAAAUAAAAGUGUUGGUGUGUUGUUUUUGUGACGAUUGAAGUGGCGUUUCAACCUCUACAUCUCAAGGCCAUCCAGUUCUAUAGAAAACUGUUUGAUAAGCAAGAUCCUCACUAAACAAUCUGAAAUGUCUGUAUCAUCCGAGUAUUAAUCUUGAUCAGAACUUCGUGAGCUUAGGUACAACGUGCAACCGCAGACUGCAUUCUUAAAUUUUUUACAGUGGCUCAGUGAAUUGUUCAGCGAUAAUAGGGUCUCUAAAGUGCGAAGGUUUUGUUGGCAUACUGACUAUUCUAAGCAUCUGUUCUACGGAUCACAUCUGCUGUUUCUUUGGAUAAGGGUGUUACUUCAGAACGCAUGACGUUUGGGGUUUAGUUCGAGUCUUUUGUGAAAAUGGGUAAUAACCAUCCUUCAAAUCACGUGCCUUUAGAUAGAGCCAAUGUUGGCAAGUACGGAGAUGUACACACGAGAAGGAGCCUUCGCUCCCCUCGAAAGAUGGACAGGCUUCGUAGAUCCUUCAGGGAUUCAUUCCGCAAACGGAAGGAUAGGAUUCCCGAAAGCUCCAAGCCACAUCAGUGGCAGGCAGAUGAUGCAGCUGUCAAAUCUGGAACAUGUACUUUCGCUGUCAAAUAUCUUGGUUGUGUUGAAGUGUUUGAUUCAAGGGGUAUGCAAGUUUGUGAAGAGGCCCUCAAAGUUUUGAAGGGAUCUAGAAGAAGGCCUGUGAGAGCAGUUCUUCAUGUUAGUGGUGAUGGUCUGAGAGUUGUUGAAGAGGAGACUAAAGGACUGAUAGUAGAUCAAACGAUAGAAAAAGUAUCUUUCUGUGCACCAGAUAGAAAUCAUGAACGUGGUUUCAGCUACAUAUGUAGAGAUGGUACAACAAGGAGAUGGAUGUGUCACGGAUUUUUGGCGCUUAGGGAAAGCGGAGAAAGACUCUCCCAUGCGGUCGGUUGUGCAUUUUCUGUUUGUCUGGAAAGGAAACAGAAAAGGGAUAAGGAGUGUGGAGUAACCAUGAUGUUUGACAAAAGUAACAACACAUUCACAAGGAAUGGUUCUUUCAGACAGCAAAGUUUAACAGAGAUGUUGGAUAGGGAAAGAGGUAUAGAUGUUCCGAAAGCUCCUCCCGUCAACCCAUUUGCCAUUGAACGCCCUCAUGCAACUCCUAGCAUGUUACAGAGGCAAGGAAGUUGUAGAGGAUUCAGCACUUUGGGCCAAAGUUCUCCUUUCAAAAGACAGAUGUCGCUCAGAGUCAAUGAACUUCCUAGCAACACCGCUCGUUUUAACUCCUACAAAUCUCCUACUUCCCCAACGAACAGUAAUGGAAAACUCCCAGUAUCUCCAAUACCUGAGGUAUCUCCUGGAGAAUCUGUCACUGCCCUGUGCCAACAACUUUCUCAAGGUUUGAGUCAGUUGACUCAUAGUGGAUCUGACGACUUCAACUUCAAUAAUCAAAGCUCUGUGAACCAGAAUACCCUCAACUUGAACCUCACAACGAUUAGCAAUAGCAUAAGGGCUGUGCCUAUUCAGACUACAGCUGGUUAUACUCCAGUUAGUUUAAAUUUCAGUCCUAAAAAUGACCUGCGUUCGGUAAAUUCAAGCGUCAGUUCUACAAGUACAUUGCCAAAGCCUGAGCAAUGGUUGGAAAUAGUGAAUUCAUCCUCGCCCAGUCCUGCGCGAAUGGAUGGAACCUCUCCUAGAAGGACUCCUUCCUUAAAGGCCCAUUCAAGAGCAGUAUCGUUGGAUACUGGUUCUGAAAGUUUUCCAGCUAGUAAGGAAGAUCCUUUUGAUGCUGAAUGGGCGGAUUUGGCAGCUAAACAGAAUACGAAUAAUACAAAUCCAUUUCUUACAAAUAACGUGACUCCGAAAGCUUUUCAGAUUCAGCUGUAGUGUUAUUUUUUUUGAGUAUUUUGACAGAUUUGUUUAUGUAUUGCUGGUUUGAAACAAUUUUUGAAAACUACAUUUUUGAAUAAAUUCAACAGUAAUUCAACAAUUAUUAGAAUUAGAUCAAACACAUUUAUAAGAAACAUGUUGAAUAUGAAUUUUGAUUUCCAAUUAUUUCAGAGGUUUCAAACAUUGUUUCAGAUGGCUAUAUUGUUGACAGUUUCAGUUUGUUAUUAUUGAGUAUUCUACAAAUAUUUCAGGUCAACUUUUAUUCUGUGAUAUUUGUAAAUUACUGUUUUUAUGUGAUUCAUUCCAGUUUAAGUUGCCUUUGCAACUUAAUUUUGCCAGGACUAUCUGUGCAAUCUGUAUAUAUAACAAAAAUUAUAUGACCAAAAUCUCCUAAACCAAUUUAAAGUAAGUUACAAAAAUUAGGGGGGAAUCAAGACUUUCAUUCACUUUAUAUACAUCUAAGGUGUUUGAUUAUUUGAUUAUUUUGGAUAAAAGUAUUCAGGGGUUUAGCUAUUAAAAUCAUCAGAAAUAUUCAUCAAUUCAUUAUGUUGUUGAUGUUUUGAAUACAGUUGUUUUUUGAUUUCAUCUAAAUGACGAAGCUAUUAAUCAUAAUUAUUCAGUAUGAACUAAACGAUACUCAAGUUUCAUAACAGUUCAUGUAAAAAAAAUCUUAAUAAUCUAUUUGAUUUGGAAGAUUGUGAGCAAUCUGCCAGUUUCAACAAAUUAGUUUUCUUUUUAUUUGAACAGUUUUCAAAUCCCCAAUAUUAAUGAUAGUUUUAGAACCUUAUGAAUACUAUGACUUUUUCAAUGCGUGUGGAAAUCAACUAACUGAAAUGAAUUCUAUCCAAACACAAGUUCUACAUCCAAAGAGUUGGUUUGUUUAGUAAAGUUUUCAAAAAGGUUGUCGAACAUGGAAUAAUGGUUCCUGCAGUUGAAGUCAAAUGAAAAACAUAUUUCUAUGCAAUGUGACUUACAAUUUUCUGAAUCACUUGUUAUUAAAUAACACUCAAAUCAAAUACAAGAGGGUCUCCAAGCAUGAACUGUUCAACAUACGUUCUGUAGUUUCAGAACUUUGUAAUGAAUCCUCAACUUUAUUAUACAUGUUGACUUUCAGUAGUCUCAGAAAUAUUACAAUUUCCUAUGCUUCAGUAGGAAUUUAGAAUGAAUUUUUGAAAAUAAUAAAGAUUAGGCUAUAUACUCUCACCUGCCAAUAAUGAAAUGAAGCACCUGCACAAAUUACAUCAUAUGUACUUAACGAAUAAUCUUUCCAUAUAAUCACAAUUUAGUGUGAUUGAAAUUGUUGGAAAAAGGCUGAGAUUGCUUUCGAAAAUAUUUUAUUCGAUUGUAUUACACACUACUUAUUCUUUGUGAUUUUUUGUAAUUAUUUUGUAUCUCAUUUUAAAAUAUCUUUUCUCUGAGAAUACUUAAUUUUCAACUGCUCAACUUCGUUUUAAAUUCUUAUGUUCGAUAUUCAUUCCAUUUUAUUUAUCAGUGACCUCUGGGAAAGAAAAAUUUCAUGGUGCCGUCCACCUUUGAUUUUGGAGAAAAAUUAAAAAAUUAUUUGUCUUUGUUAUAAUUUCGAGAUUAAACUUGUUCCAUUGAGUGAAUAUGAAAUCAAAAAUUGUCCAUAAGGUGGUCAUAAUUAAGUUGUACAUUAGUGAAUAUAAUAUAUUGAUUUUUCUCAAAUAACAUGGGACUUAGGAACGAACAAUUAUCGACGAAAUAAGUAUUUAAAGUUUUAAUUUUUGUAAAUGUUAAAAAGCGAUGCUAUUUACUGUUGGUAUUUAUUUUUCUUAUGAAUGAGCACGCUAUUGCUCUACAUAUGGCACAUUGUACUUAUAUUAAUAUGAAAGAAAUGUAUUAUACAAAUCUAAAAUUUUAUGUCUGUAACAUAUAGUAAUAAAUAAGUAUCAUCUGUUAGA
Molecule: messenger RNA, 4106 nt
Organism: Leptinotarsa decemlineata (Colorado potato beetle)
Lineage: Eukaryota; Metazoa; Arthropoda; Insecta; Coleoptera; Chrysomelidae
Gene: numb
Product: NUMB endocytic adaptor protein
Cellular component (GO): cytoplasm
Source: RefSeq, a predicted model, not a curated record